Alligator sinensis (Chinese alligator) is the source of this 8553-nucleotide messenger RNA. It is a transcript of the gene NUMA1, whose product is annotated as nuclear mitotic apparatus protein 1. Gene Ontology annotation, molecular function: microtubule binding. Bases 530 to 7168 code for a protein of 2212 amino acids. NCBI's taxonomy places the organism in Eukaryota, Metazoa, Chordata, Crocodylia, Alligatoridae. Gene Ontology annotation, cellular component: spindle microtubule; centrosome; spindle pole. The transcript is spliced from 27 exons. Gene Ontology annotation, biological process: establishment of mitotic spindle orientation. The record is from RefSeq and is a predicted model, not a curated record.
CAGAGGCUGCAGGGUGGGGGUUGGCAGUCGCUCUCCGUAGGCUGGGUCCUGUGACUAACACAGCUACCUUUUAAUAUUUGUGUGGCGCCGUGCCCGUGCCGAGCUGGCUCGCUUUCUCCCUCCUGCAACGCCAAGGUAUAAAACAGUCACCGAAGCGAAUGCGUCUCCGUGGAGGGAAGAGGCUUCACGGGGGCAGAUGGGGCUUUCUGACAAUGCGCCCAUUUAGUAAGACGUUCCAGUCCCGAAUCGGUGGCAGCUUGCCACAGGCCGAGGCUGGCUUUUUGUGCCGUGCGCCUUUAAAGAAAGCAGACUCCUUGCUGUGACGUCUCUCUGGCUCCCGGCCAGGAAGGGGGGGACCAUCUCCUGCCAGCCUGAGAAGAAAACCAACAACUUUUCUGUUGUGUGUGGUUUCUCUUUUUUUUUUUUGUCUCUUUCACCGGUUUUAAAUGCUAAUGGCGGAUUCAAAACCUUACCCAGGUUGUGGCUUUUAGAAGUCUGGUGCAGAGGGUAAGCUGGCAGCGUUGCAAGGAUGCCUCUUCACACCUCGAGAGCCACGGCUCUUCUUGCCUGGAUCAACAGUCUGAAAGUUGACAGUGCCCUUGAUGACCUGGCACAGCUCCAGGACUGCAGCGUCUUCAUCAAGAUCAUUAACAAACUCCAUGACACGGAGGAGGGAGAGUCAGCUCUGCAGCAGCCCCUGCCGGAGAGGAUAGCGUUUAUCUGCAGCUUUCUACAGAAGCACUGCAAGCACAAGGCCACCAUGGAGAGCCUGGUGUCAGUGGAGAAGCUCUUGGAGGGAGAGGAGCUAGAGCUGGCUAAGGUGACUGUGCUACUCCUGUACCACACCUCCAUAAGUACCAAAAGCCCCAAGGAUUGGAAUGAAUUUGAGUACAAAAUCCAGGUUGAGCUGGCCACCAUUCUCAAGUUCGUGCUGGACAAUGAAGAGGGCCUCAGCGAGAGCCUGGAGAUCUUCCUGCAGAAGAGAGCAUCAUCAUGUAGUGUCUCCAGCAGCAGCUCUGAGGAGCAUUCCCCAAUGUUCUCCCGCCAGCACCCGCGCGAGGUGCGCUUCCUGGAGCUGCAGAAGAUUGCCUCCUCCUCCAGCCUGAAUAACUUCCUUCCUGGCAUGCCUGCUUCACCCAUGGGUGACAUCCUGCAGACCCCCCAGUUCCAGCUGAGACGACUGAAGAAGCAGCUGGUGGCAGAGAGGGAGAACCGGGAUGAGCUGGAGCUGGAACUGGCAGAGAACCGCAAACUCCUCACAGAGAAGGAGACUCAAAUAACCAUGCUGCAGCAGCGGAUUGACCGCCUGACCCUUCUGAAUGAGAGGCAAGCUGCUGAGCAGCUGGAGCCCAAAGAGCUGGAAGAGCUGCGGGAGAAGAAUGAGAGCCUGAUGAUGCGUUUGCACGAAGCUUUAAAACAGUGUCAAGACCUGAGGACUGAAAAGGGUCAGAUGGACCGAAAGAUCACCCAGCUCUCAGAGGAGAACGGGGACCUCUCCUUCAAGCUGCGGGAGUUCGCCAGCCACCUGAUGCAGCUGCAAGAAGCUCUGAACGAGCUCUCUGAAGAGCACAGCGCGGCGCUGACACAGGGGGGUGAGAAGCAAACCCACCUGGAGAGCGAGCUCCACAACGCCAUCCAGGAGAAGAAAUGUUUGGAAGAGAAGAUAGAGAUUCUGCAGGGGAAGAUCUCCUUGCUGGAGGACCAGCUGGCGAAGCUGGGGGAUGGCGCCAUGCAGGAGAAAGGAGAGGUUAUGGGAGACGUCCUCCAGCUUGAAGAUCUAAAGCAGGAAGUAGGAAGCCUCACCGCUAAGGUGAUAGAGCUCCAAGCCACCAUCCUUCGGCUGGAGGAGGAGAAGAGCCUGCAUGAGGCGAACCUCCAAACUGAACAGAAUCACUUCAAAGAGGAGAAAGCUCAGCUCAUGGAGCUCAUUGGCAGCCUCCAGAGCUCUGUCUCCGAGAUCCACCAGGGCAAAGAGAAGCUGGAGCAGGACUCCCGAGAGCAGGAGGCACGCCUGACGGCUCAGGUGAACACUCUCACUGCAGAGAUCGCCAAGCUCAAUGCCUUCGUCCUCCAGAAGGAGCAGGAGCUGAUGAGUCUGCACCAGCGGGUGCAAGAGGAAAGGACCCAGAAGGGACAGCUAGCAGAAGACCUCCAGAAGCAAGAACAGUCUUCCAGGGAGACGAUCCAGGGGCUGAGCCUCCAAGUGGACCAGCUGAGCAGCACCCUGAAGCACAAUGAGGAGAAACUGCUGCACGUCACCCAGCAGAUGGAAGUGACCAGCCAGGGGGAGGCCAGGCAGCUGGCUGCCUUGAGAGAAGAGCACGAAAAGGCCCUCCAGGAGAGGGAACUGGCUGUGCUACAGCUCCAGGAAUUCCAGCAGGGAAAAGAGGCAGAGCUGGCAGCCCUGGCCACCCAGCUGCAAACCUUGGAGAAAGCCAGAGACACCAACCAAGCCUCUGUGCUAGAGCUGCAGAGGAAGAAAGCCCAGCUGGGCCAGAGGGUCCAAGACCUGGAUGCCAGAGUCCUUGAGCUCACUGCAAAGUGCCAGCAGAGCGAGGUCCAGGCAGCAGCAGCCGAGUCGCUGAAAGCCCAGCUCCGAGAAGCGGAGACCAAGCUGAAAGAAGGUCAGCAGAAGCUUUUGGAGAAAGAAAAGCUGGCCAAGGAAAAUGCCCGGCUCCAGGAGCGACUCCUGUUCCUGGAAGAGUCGGUCCGGAACACCGAGGGGAUCUUGGAGGAUGAGAAAAGGAGGGCUUCCGAGACCCUCGAAGGGAACCUGGCACGGAUAAACGAGCUGGAGACUGAAAUCCAGAAGCUGUCGGAGCACCGAGAUCAGAUGGCUCGGGAGGUGGGUGAGGAGAAAGCUAAGGGACAAGCGCUGGAAAGGCAGCUGCAGCAGGUGGGAGACGAGUAUAGGGAGAAGGUGGAGACGCUGCAACGUCAACUGGCGAAAAUAUCCUCAGUGGCCAAAGGGGAUGAAGGUGCGCGCGAGCAGCUGAAGGAGCAGGUGAGAGCCCUGAGCAAAGACCACCAAGAGGCCUGCCGGCAGCUGCAGAAGGAGCAGGGAAAAGUGGCCGAGCUGGAGGAAAGGAUCCAAGAGCAGCAGGAGAGGCUGGCGCUGGCUCAGUCGGACCUUGCUGGCUCCCUGGCACGGUUCAAGGAGAAGGAGAGCGCGGAGCAGAAGCUGAAGGCCAAUCUCUCUUCUCUGCAGGAGAAGAUGGCGGCUUCUGACCAGGAAACAGCCCAGCGGGUUGCCCAGCUGCAGGCAGAAGUGAGAAAAAUGGCUGGGGCCCUCGAGGGGGUCACCAAGGAGCUGUCUGAGGAAAGGCUCAGGAAGACUGAGCUGGAAGCAAAAGUGAAGCGUCUCCGAGAGCAGAAGAACAAGGACCUCACCAUGGCGGAGGCCGACCUUGCCCGCGCUUCAUCAGUCACAAAGGAGAAGGAACUGGAAGCAGAGAAGCUGUCCGGGGAGGUCAAGCGGCUGAAUGCCAGGCUGGAAGAAACCCUGCAGGCUCACAAACACGAGCUAGCCCGGCGGGGCAAGGAAGCCGAGCACCUGGCUCAGGAGAUGGAGCAAGUCAAGGCAGACCUGGCAGCGGAGAAGGCUGGCAAGGCAGAGCUGGAUGUCCAGCUGCAGAACGCCCUCAAUGAGCAGAGGACUGAGCGUGCCGCACACCAGGAGGAGCUGGCCAGGUCCUUGGAGCUCAUCGAGGAGAAGGAAGGGGAGCUGGAGGAGCUCCGUCUGAAAAAUGUCUCUCGCGGUGAGGAGCUGAGAGACCUGCAGAAGACAGUGAACAAGCUGAAAGGGGAGCUCGCCUCUGUGGAGGCCCUGAAGGAGCGGGCGGCCAAGAUGGAGAGCGAGCUGCAGGGCUUCCUGGAGGUUGCCAGAACCCGAGAGGCAGAGAUCGACAGCAUCAAGUCCAUUGUGUACUCCAAGGAGAUGUCCCUCAAAAGCCUGGAGGAGAAGAUCCGGCACAGGGAGCAGGAAUCCAGCUCCUGCCAAGACCUCUAUCAGGAGAAGCUGAAGGAGACCGAGGUGCUGAACUCGGAAGUGCAGAAACUAGAGCAGAAGUGCAGGGAGCAGCAAGACACCAUCACCAGCCUGGAAAGAGCGGCCGCUGAGACCAAAGCUAUGACAGCCAAACACCAGGAAGCAGAGCUGGAAGCCUUGAGGGAGAUAGGGCAGCAGAAAGCAAAGAUGUCUGAGCUGGAGAAACUCCUUGAAGCCUCUAAAUCAACCCAGGCUGGACAGGGGGGCACCAUAGAGGCCCUGAAGAAGGAGCUGCUGGAGAAGGGGAAAGAGCUGUCUCGGAGCAGAGAGGCCAUCGCAGCAGCAGAGAAGGAGUUGGCGUCUCUACGUUCUUCUGCUCAAGAGAAGGGCAAGUUGGAGGAGAGCUGGAAAGAACAAGUGUCACAGUGUCUCCAGGAGGUGGAGAGGAAGAACAGCCUGAUCAGCAGCUUGCAGCAGGAGAGGUCCAUCUUCCAUCGGCAGGCGGUGGAGAAGGAAGGGGAGAGCAAGGAGCUGAAGCGCUUGAUCACGUCGGAGUCGGAGAAGAGCAGGAAGCUGGAGGAGCGGCUGCGGAUCCUCCAGACGGAAAUGGCCACCGCCGCCUCUCGCGCCGCCGAGAGGGGGUGCUCCAUCAUGAAGGCCGAAGUGCAGAACUACCAGGAAGAGACGGAGAAGCAGAAGGCAUCCAUCGAUGCCCUGAAGAGGCAGCUGAACUCCCAAGGCGAACGCCAGGAGGAGCUCCGCGCAGAGGUGAAGGCCUGGCAGGAGAAGUACUUCCAAAAGGAACAGCUCUUGUCCUCCCUGCAGCAAGAACUCGCCAAAGCCCAAGCCCUUGUUGGGGAGCUCAUGCCCAUGAAACGUCUGUACCAGCAGCAGCAGGUCGAGCAGUCCUCUCUGGAAAGCAAGCACCGGGAAGAGCUGGAGCAGAGGCAGAGAGCUGCCAGCACCUUGCAAGCAGAGCUCGCCAAGGCCAAGCUGGAAUUGGCAGAGGUCCGCAGCGUGAAAGAGAGGUUCUCCGAACAAGACCGAGCGGUGCAGAGGCUGCAAGUGGAGAACGCCAGCUACCUGGAGCGUCUCGCCGUGCUCCAGCAGGCCAAUGCCAGGUUGGCCGAGGAGAACAGAGGGCUCAGCGAGAAGUCCAGCCAUGGGCGGCAGAAGUUCGACGCUGAGCUCAGCCAGCUGAAGGAGAAGCACGCCCAAGAGCUGGAGCGCCUCAAGCUGGAGUCAGGGAAGCUGGUGGCUGGGAGCAAGCAGGAGGCUGAAGAAGCCGUGAAGAAGCUGGAAGCAAUGACGAACAAGUACGAGAAUGCCAAAGUCAAGGUCCUUGAGGAGAGGCAGAAAUUCCAGGAGGAGAGACAGAAGCUGGUGUCUCAGGUGGAGCAGCUAGAGGUAUUUCAGAAAGAACAAGCUAAGCAGGUAGAGGAGCUGAACAAAAAAGUGGCCCAGCAUGAAAGAGCCACUCGCGCCCAGCAGCAGAAAGUGAAGGUGCUGGAAGGGGAGCUCCAGGAAGAGGCUAGCCGCCAGCAGGAGAAGAUCUCAGAGCUGCAGGAGCAGCUGGCCCAGAAGGAGCAGGCUGCAGAGCACUACAAGGCUCAGAUGGAGAAGGCAAAGACUUUCUAUGAUGCCAAGAAGCAGCAGAACCAGGACCUGGCCGAGAAGCUGAAAGGGCUGGAGCAGCUGCAGACGGAGAACGCGGAGCUCAAGGCUGAGUCGGAGCGGCUGGCCAAGGAGCUACAGCAGACCAUCCUGCAGGCCAAGGAGUCGGAGCUCAGCUGCAGGAACCUCAGCAGCCAGGUCCGCAGCCUGGAGGCUCAGGUGGAGUUUGCAGACCGCCAGCUCCGGGAGCUGGGCAAGUCCCAAGUGGCUGCUGACCCCCUGAAGAGCCGAGACCCCUUCAGUCAUCACCCCGGCGACAUCAGCACCGACAGUCUGGACCUGAGCAGUGACGAGUUGCAGCCGCUCAACUCCACCAGGAAACCGGGCCGUUCCAAGUCGGAGACCUCCGCUGUGCCCGACAGUGCCGAAUCGAUUGCGUCCCAGCGCCUGCCGCGGAAGGUGGAGUCCCUGGAGAGCCUCUACUUUACACCCAUCCCCAGCCGCACCCAGUCCAAGCUGGAGAGCAGCCUGGGCUCCCUGGGCGACCUGUCACUCGACUCCGGCUGCAAGACCCGCUCGGCGCGCCGGCGCACCACGCAGGUCAUCAACAUCACCAUGACGAAGAAGGAACCCGACACCGCCGCCGACACGUCUUUCUACAGCCUCCGGUCAGAGCCGUCCCAGAAGAGCCCCCUGGCCAAGGGCAGGCUGCGCUCGGGGGUCUCCACCCGCUCGCUCACCAGCUGCCCCUCUCGGGAAUCCCUCGCCAAGCCAGAAGCCACCUCGCCCGAAGAGACCCCGGGCAACUCUGCGCUGCUCAGCCUGCCUGGCUACCGGCCUGCCACCCGCAGCUCCCUGCGCCGCUCUCAGGCAGGCAGCAGCACCAGCCUCGGCCGGAGCAGCCUCUACCUGGGCACGUGCCAAGACGAACCAGAGCAGCUGGACGACUGGAACCGCAUCGCUGAGCUGCAGCAGCGCAACAGGGUGUGUCCUCCCCACCUGAAGACCUGCUACCCCUUGGAGACGAGGCCCUCCAGCUCCUUGACGGCCAUCACGGACGAGGACGUGAAAACAGGCGACCCGCAGGAGACGCUGCGCCGGGCCAGCAUGCAGCCCUCGCAGAUCGCUGAGGCCAUGGGCCCCCGCCACAGCACGCUCGGCGCCAGCUGGCGGGGAGGCAUCACCACCCGGCAGCAGAGAAAGCGGCUCUCGGGCGAAUCUCACCAGGGCCCAGACACCCCUGAGUCCAAGAAGUCAACCAGCUGCUUCCCGCGUCCCCAGACCCCCAAGGACCGCAACGAGGAGCGCAAGCGCAGCGCCCAGGGCAGCAAAAAGGGCGAGUUGCAGGGAGCCAGCAAGCAGUCAGAGAGGCGCCAGUCCAUGGCGUUCAGCAUCUUGAACACACCCAAGAAGCUGGGGAGCAGCUUGCUGCGCCGUGGCGCCAACCGGAAAACCACUCCCAAGAACUCCCCGCGCGGCAGCACCCGGCGCUCCCCCCGCAUCGCCACGGCCAAGUCGCCCAAGGGCAAGGCCAACCACAAGUCGCUCAAGGACAUGAAAUUCUAAGCGCGCUCCUGGCCGCGCUGCCUGCCUGGGCAGAGGCCGUCCUGGGCGCUUUCACCUCCAGCCUGUCGCCAGCCGCCUUCCAUCUCGCCACCGCUGCCCUCACUCCCUCCCUACUCGAAAGCCACCAGCAAGGCUGCCCCUGACGGACGCUGCGCUGCCGGAGGAGAGGAGAGGGAUGGAGGGGCCUGGAUUCCAGCCGUGACGAGUUCCCAGACAUCACCCCUGCACUGAAGUCGCGCCGGGCAGGUACCGUUCCAUGCGCCUGAGCGGAGUCUGCAGGGAGUGCCCCAGCUCCCUGCGAGGCGGAGGGGGCUGUGGAGGCGUUGGCACCUCAACCCCCUUCUCCGGCCGUCAGAGGAUGCAAUGUGCCUGGUGUGCAGAGCAGAGGCCGGCAGUGGGCACUGCUCCCCUGCAUGGCCCGGUUCUCCCAGCUCCUCCCCCCGCCCGAGCCCAGCGUGCCUGCCACAGGAUGUGGCUUUCCUGGCAGGGCCACCUUGUAACGUCCUCCAUCCCCCACGGCCCUGCUUGCGGUGCUGGGGGCAGCGCUUGUACAGAGCCCGGGAGCCAGCAGGCCGCUACGCGCCGGCCCUGGCGCUAGUAUCAUGUACGUACUAAUUCCUUAUCAUGAGCAUAUCUCCAGUUUGUGCUUGGGCCUUGCUUGCCUGGCAGCUUCUCGCAGGACCUGUAAUGGGGGCUCCCUGCUCCGUAGCAGCUCCUCGCUCAGCCUCUCCCGCUCCCCUGCCCAGACCCAUCUCCUCAUGUGCUGGAGGGAGCUGGGUCUUCCCUGCGUGGGCAUUAAGCGCACGGGGCUGACCGGAGCCACGUCUCCAGGGCAGGCCACUGCCAUGCGGGCUGCAGCCAUGGGGCAUCUCCCUCCACAACGACUUCUUGUGGCCUGGCAGCCCCGGAAGUGCCUGCAGCGGAUCCAGAGGGGCAGCCCUGCUGCCAGGGCCGCUGGCCGCGUGCAACUUGCUCGGCCCUAGGGGCACCGGGAUCGUGGCCUUAAUGGGACAGGGGAGAGCGGGAGCAGUACAGCCCUGGCAUCCCUGCAGGGACCCUCGCAUGUCUGUGUCGGUAGGGUUCGGUGGCUAUGCCUUGGCUCCCUGCCCCGCCUGCGGGUACUAGCCAUGGCAGCCAUGCCAGGAAGGUGCCCCUUGUUUCCUUGACCCAAAGCUCCAGUGUCCCCCAUCCUCCUCAUGUCCCUCGCAAGCAGCGGCUUCUCCAGCCCCCGGCAGGGGUGUGGCAAGGGCAGGGAGAGCCGCCUGCAGAGGGGACCCCUCUGGGCAGCCCCCCAGCCCUUGCCCCCUGCCCCCUUGGCCCAGUUGGCAACAAAACGUUGUUUUUAAAUGUUUCUACUCUGUAAAUAAACUGUAUUUUUCUCCUGA